AGCCGAGCCAGUUGGAUCAAGAAUCCCCACUUAAUCCCAAGCAAGAGCACCUACUAGCAAAUCAAAAUUUGUGAUCUGCCAAAUUUCCAGGAAUUUCAAAUGGAGCAAAACAUUCCGCGCCCAGGGCCUGUUAACCGUUCACUACUCACGUUACCACUGCGUGCCCAUCGUGCGGACCGUAUAUGGUAUGAACCGAAUUCCAAAGACUCGUGCUUGAAAUGCGUCAGUUGCCCUUCAGCUGCAUUCGGAGUUGAAGAGGGAGAUCCAAGAGUGAUAGGUAUGUUAGCAUAUGCUGGCUUCUUGGGGGUAGAGCACAUUGCCCGUAUGAAGGUGGAUCAUAGUUUAAUAUGCGCUUUGGUGGAGAGAUGGAGGCCGGAGACACAUACUUUCCAUCUUCCAUUCGGUGAGGUCGGCAUUAGUCUACAAGAUGUGGUGAUGAUCCUUGGUUUGCCCAUUCGGGGUAUGCCCCUCAGUGGUCCAACAGUUAAGGGUAAGGCUCAGUGGAUCGACCUGUGCACGCAGUCGUGUGGUUUCACUCCUCUAGAGACUGAUAUGCGCACGAGUGAUAUCACCAUGAGUGCUCUUACCCGUCACCAGAUCCUACCUGACAGUACAGACGAAGAGGUCACCGAACACACCAGAACCCUAAUAUGGCAAUUGCUUGGAGGCCUUUUGUUCCCUGACACGAGUGUGACAAGAAUACGAUUAUACUUUUUGGAGGUCUUGCAGGGUGACUUGGCUUUAGCCCGUCGAUGGAGUUGGGGAUCAGCGGUUCUCGGGUACCUCUACCAUAACUUGUGCAACGGCGUCAAGUGGGAAACCAAACAAGUUGGCGGUUGUAUGCACUUGUUACAGAUUUGGGCUUGGUCGAGGAUUUCGAUGGUCCGUCCCUCAGUAGUUCAGGUCAUUCAACAUGACCAUCUUCCAUAUGGG
Molecule: messenger RNA, 933 nt
Organism: Cuscuta europaea
Lineage: Eukaryota; Viridiplantae; Streptophyta; Magnoliopsida; Solanales; Convolvulaceae
Source: the annotation of a GenBank genome assembly